GUGGUGGAAGGGCAUCAAAGAGCGCGAGGCGCAGGGGAUCGCAGUGCACGGGCGCGCCCCCGCGGCCCCCAGACCCGAGCCGAGGGGGCCCAAGACUGGCCCGAUGCGAACUCCCAUCGCGCACUCCAACGUCGAGUCGAUAUCGACCGACGACCCUGCGCCCCCGAGUUCCCCGAAGCCAGCGCAGAAGAGCGCGCCGGUCGCGCACAGGCUGCAGGGCUCGGGGGCGAUCAAUCAACAGGUGCAGCCGCCAGAGGUCGCGAUGCCGCAGAUGCCGCAGUUGCCUUCGUUUCAGUCGUGGCCCCAGAUGCCCGCGGCAUACUUGCAGCUGCUGCCGUUCCCCAAUCUGCUGCAGCCGCCGCCUCCGCCGCUGAACGCGCCAACUCUGGCGGGGCCCCGGCUGGCCACUGCAGCGAAGACGCAGCGCUCCCCCUUCCCUCCACAGCCGCCUGUCGUUGCAGAGGCAGCCGCAGCGCCAGCCGCGGCGCCGGCCGCGGCGCCGGCAGGAGACGAAGCCACAGCAGCACAGUUUCCCAGCAGCCCAACCCACAUGUCCAUGGGCAGCCCCGUGCAGGAAGAGGUGGAAGAGGACGAGCCUGGCUCGCCGCUGACGCCAGCCGGCGCUGCAGCGCAGCCCCUUAGCCUGCAGCCAGCGAAGCGCGAGGAAAUGACUGGAGACGGCGAUUCAGAUUCCAGGUGCGAGAUCCUCUCCAUGCAGUUACCAAAUGCCUUGGCGCACAAG
Molecule: messenger RNA, 742 nt
Organism: Prorocentrum cordatum
Lineage: Eukaryota; Dinophyceae; Prorocentrales; Prorocentraceae
Source: the annotation of a GenBank genome assembly